AUGGUGCCCGAGCAGGAACACGAGCACCAGAGCGUCGCUCGCGACGAGCUUAUCACUACUGGAGAGGAUGAUCGGAGUGAUAUGCAGGCCAAGGAUGAUGCGGCUUUGCUGCGAACCAUGGGCUAUAAGCCGGUGCUUCAUCGGACCUAUACGUUGUUCGAGAACUUUGCCACCACUUUCGCUGCGCUCUACUUCGUCGGUGGCGUGCGCGUCACGUACAGCACCGGCAUUGCUGCCGGUGGUAACUUGGCUUACUGGACCAGCUACCUGGUUACGAUGGUCUUUACCUUCAUCACCGCUGCUGUGAUUGCCGAGGUUUGCUCGGCAUCCCCAUCGGCCGGCUCGAUCUAUAUCUGGGCUGCUGAGGCGGGUGGUCCUCGCUUUGGCCGGCUGCUUGGUUUCGUCGUCGCGUGGUGGAGUACCACUGCUUGGACGACCUUUUGCGCCAGCAACACGCAGUCUGCGGUUAAUUAUAUGCUUGCCGAGCUGACUGUCUUCAAUGUCGACUUCCCCCAAAACACCGACAGCGUCAAGUUCCGCGCUGUCCAGUGGAUCUGUACCGAGGUUCUCCUUGCCCUGGCUGCUCUGCUGAACUUCCUGCCGCCUCGCUACUUCAAGUGGGUGUUUUGGGCCUCCGCUGGUUUCGUCAUGCUCGAUUUCUUCCUGAACAUUAUCUGGCUGCCCAUUGGCACGGCCCAGACCUGGGGCUUCCGCUCUACCCACGAGGCCUUCAUGACUACCUACAACGGUACUGGUGCUCCGGCUGGUUGGAACUGGUGUCUUUCCUACCUGGCCACUGCCGGUAUCCUGAUCGGUUUCGAUGCGUCGGGCCAUGUGGCGGAAGAGACCAAGAAUGCUUCCGUAACUGCUGCCCGGGGUAUUUUCUGGAGCACCAUUGCCAGUGGAUUCGGCGGUCUGGCCACCAUCAUUCUUUUCCUGUUCUGCGCUCCUACUGCAGACAAGCUCAUGGAGUUUGGCUCCCCUCAGCCUUUUGUUCCGCUCUACGCCGUCGUCCUGGGCCAGGGCGGACAUAUUUUCAUGAACAUCAUCUGCAUUGUCGCCCUGUGGCUGAACACCGCCAUUGCCAUCAUCGCCGCCUCCCGUCUGGUCUUCGCCGUUGCCCGUGACGGUGUGCUGCCCUUCUCCGGCUGGGUCUCCAAGGUGCAGGGCGGCCAGCCCCGUAACGCGGUCAUCGUCGUCUGGGGAGUCGCUGCUCUUGUCACCUGCACCAUUCUCCCGUCGAACGUAGCUUUCACCUCGCUCGUCUCCGCAGCUGGUGUCCCCAGUGCUGCCGCCUACGGUCUCAUCUGUCUGGGUCGGCUGCUCUGCACGCCGAACCGCUUCCCCAAGCCGAAGUGGAGCUUGGGCCGCUGGAGCAAGCCGUUCCAGUUCAUCGGUGUGUUCUGGAACGGCUGGGUUGUGGCCGUUCUGUUCUCGCCUUACGAGUGGCCUGUGACUGGGGCAAACCUGAACUAUGCUCCCAUUAUCAUGGUUGGCGUCACCAUCCUCGCCCUGGUUUCCUACUUUGUCAUGCCGGAGAGCGCCUGGCUUCCUAGCGACCGCAUCUCGCAUUUCAUCGACACCAAGGGUGCCGUUGAGACCUUGGAAGAAGUCGGCUCUUCAGUUCAUGCUGAGGCGAACGACAGCCGAUGA
This is a messenger RNA of Penicillium cinerascens, 1653 nucleotides long. Its product is annotated as putative amino acid permease. The record is from RefSeq and is a predicted model, not a curated record. NCBI's taxonomy places the organism in Eukaryota, Fungi, Ascomycota, Eurotiomycetes, Eurotiales, Aspergillaceae. Gene Ontology annotation, cellular component: membrane. Bases 1 to 1653 code for a protein of 550 amino acids. Gene Ontology annotation, molecular function: transmembrane transporter activity. The transcript has 6 exons. Gene Ontology annotation, biological process: transmembrane transport.